ACAGGAAUCUAUUCAAUGUCCCGAGGACAGGGAAAUUUGAUAUAAAAGGCCUCGUCGCCGCGAUAACUCAACGAGAUAUGAAUCAUAUCAAACUCUUAAACCUUCACAGUUGACCUACAAGCUCUUCAGAGACUCAUCGACAUCCCCCAAAAGAAAGAACAGACGAAUAAGCGAACAUGCCUACACUAGUUGGAAAGAAAAUCGGCCCUACGGGAUAUGGGUUGAUGGGCAUGACCUGGAGGACGGAACCUAUCUCGGACGAGAAGGCUUUCGAAGCGAUGAAGGCCGCGCUGAAAAAUGGGAUGAACUUCUGGAACGGCGGCGAGUUCUACGGACCGCACGAGCGCAAUUCUCUCGUACUAUUAGAGCGUUACUUCGCGAAGUACCCCGAGGACGCCGAAAAGGUCGUGCUUAGUAUCAAAGGCGGCAUGGACUCCCACGGACUUGGACCUGAUGGUUCACCCGAGGGCACCCGUCGAUCUAUCGACAACUGCAUUGCCCAACUUAAGGGUCGCAAGAAGAUCGACAUCUUCGAAUUUGCGCGCCGUGACCCCAAAGUGCCUUUAAGUGUGACCUUUGGAGUUAUCGAGAAGGAGUACAUCCAAACGGGCAAGAUUGGGGGCAUCUCGCUUUCCGAGGUUAGAGCCGAGACGAUCCACGAGGCCGUGAAGGUAACGAAAGUCGUGGGGGUCGAGGUUGAACUCUCGCUAUUCAGUAGGGAAAUCCUCGACAACGGUGUAGCCGACGCCUGCGCACAGUACGACAUCCCGAUAAUCGCCUACUCGCCCGUUGGCCGAGGUUUCUUGACAGGCCAGAUCAAAUCGCUGGAUGACGUGAAGCCGGAGCUCCGGUCCUGGCCGUGGUUCCAGCCGGGCAACUUCGAGGCCAACCUGCAGCUGGCGUCGCAGGUCGAGGAGCUGGCCAAGAAGAAGGGUGUCACACCAGCCCAGCUAGCUAUCAACUGGACCAUUCGCCUAUCAUCCUGGCGUAAAGGCGCUCCUAAGACCAUUAUUCCGAUCCCCGGUGCCACGACGGCGGCCCGUGUCAACGAGAACGCCGUACAAGUGGAUAUCUCGGACGAGGAGAUGGCUCGGAUUGAUACUGCACUCUCCAAAAUCAAGCCUCGCGGUAACCGGUACCCGGACGUCGUCCCUGUUAACACGUAAAUCUAGAAUGGUAGGAUGGGAAGGGAUUUAGAACCUUGAUGGUAUUGUUGCUCUUGCAACGUCAAACGCCAAAUGACAAACACUGCUCCAUCCCAUAUUAUAUUAGCUGUCAAAUGUUUGUACAUCUCUACCUACC
Messenger RNA from Daldinia decipiens, 1302 nucleotides. Its product is annotated as putative aldo/keto reductase. The transcript has 3 exons. Bases 177 to 1166 code for a protein of 329 amino acids. Lineage: Eukaryota; Fungi; Ascomycota; Sordariomycetes; Xylariales; Hypoxylaceae. Gene Ontology annotation, cellular component: cytoplasm. The record is from RefSeq and is a predicted model, not a curated record.